AUGGUCCGUGCUACUGCGCAGCAUUCUUCGGGUCAAAAGACAUAUGAGAUGGACGAGAUUGCCGAGAUUGUCCGUCGGAUUGGCCGCCAGCAAGGCCAAAAUGCACACUAUCGUACAUGCUACACUCUCCUGAAGAAAAGUCAAGAUCUCAUCCUCCAGACGUCGAACGAGCUGCUGGAUCUCUACCACUCCAAUGCAUUCGAGGAACCAGAAUCCGUCUCUACGAUUGCAGAUGACCUGCGCAACGACAUACAUGCCUUGAGCGCCCGAGAGCGCCGCGCACGGUCACAAUGGGACGAGUUUUUCGAGUCGGACAAGUGA
Molecule: messenger RNA, 321 nt
Organism: Aspergillus calidoustus
Lineage: Eukaryota; Fungi; Ascomycota; Eurotiomycetes; Eurotiales; Aspergillaceae
Source: the annotation of a GenBank genome assembly